CCAAGAUGGCCGCCACGAAGGCACGUCGCUUCGCAUGCCCUGUCUAGUCUAAUGUACAUCCACGGUGGUAGCAGCCUAGCGGAUUCACUUGUUAUCAUUGGAGCUGCGGUAGUGCUUGCUAGGCGAGGACUGCUCUCCCUACUCCAGUACAAGCAAAUUAAAUAUUGAAACGAUAUUAUCAGGAAAUAAUCCGAACAGCGGUCAAUGAGAAUACACCGCACUUGAUCAACGGGUGUAAAAAAUAAUAGCGUUCCUGUAUCAUCGCCACCAUUUUGGCUGCCAGUGAGUGAUGGAGCACAUCCGGACGCCAAAGGUGGAAAAUGUGCAUCUUUUGGAUCGUUCUCUGGGCCAGAGAAAGGCCAGAGUUGGGACACUCUACCUUUCUGCGACACACACCAUGUUUAUGGAGAAGCACCCUGAGGCAUCCAAGGAAAUCUGGGUAUUGCACAGCAUGGUGAGUAGUGUGGAGAGGUUGCCUACCACCCCAGCAGGUAGUCACCUUAUCCUGCAUUGCAAAGACUUCAGGAUCUUCCAGCUUCUGAUUCCGCAGGAGAAAGACUGUUUCGAUAUCCAUUCCUCAUUGUUGAGGUUGUCACGACCAGAAAAGUACAGUGAGCUGUACUGUCUGUCCUCUAAUCCCAAUGUGAACAAGGAAGAAAGGGAAGAGUCAUGGAACUUCAUAGACCUCAUGGCUGACUACAAAAGAAUGGGUGUUCCUAAUAACCUGUGGCUUGCUACAGCAGCCAACAGCGAAUACAGGAUAUGUGAAACAUAUCCCUCGGAGCUGUUUGUUCCCAAGUCUGCCACACCCACAGUCAUUGUGGGCAGCUCAAGGUUCAGGAGCCGAGGACGAUUUCCCGCUCUGACAUACUUUCACCAAGACACUCUGGCGGCAGUUUGCAGGUGCAGUCAGCCUUUGUCAGGCUUUAGUGGACGCUGUCAGGAGGAUGAGAUGAUACUGCAAGCUGUGAUGAAAUCCAACCCCGGCAGUGACUACAUUUAUGUGGUAGACACAAGACCGAAGCUGAAUGCCAUGGCGAACAGAGCUGCUGGUAAAGGUUAUGAGAACGAGGACCACUACACCAACAUCAAGCUGCACUUCAUUGGCAUAGAAAACAUUCAUGUGAUGAGGAACAGCCAGCAGAAAAUUAUUGAUGUGACCGAGAUGCGAUCUCCAUCAAUGACUGACUUUCUUUGGGGUUUGGAAAACUCUGGUUGGCUAAAACACAUUAAAGCUGUUCUAGAUGCUGGAGUCUUCAUUGCCAAGGCAGUUGCUGAUGAAGGGGUCAGUGUGUUGGUCCACUGUUCAGAUGGUUGGGACCGGACAGCUCAGGCCUGCUCUGUAGCCAGUCUCCUUUUGGACCCGUUCUACCGCACCAUCAAAGGACUGAUGGUACUAAUAGAAAGAGACUGGAUUUCUUUUGGUCACAAGUUCUCCCACAGGUACGCCCACCUGGACGGCGAUCCUAAAGAGGUGUCCCCAGUCAUCGAUCAGUUCUUGGAGUGCGUGUGGCAGCUGUCGGAGCAGUUUCCAUGCGCUUUUGAAUUUAACGAGCGCUUCCUCAUCGCCAUACACACGCAUGUCUACUCCUGCCAGUAUGGCACUUUCCUGGGCAACUGUCAAAAGGAACGCAAGGAUAUGAGGCUUCAUAAGCGGAGUCAUUCCGUGUGGCUCCAGCUGUGGCAGGACCGAGCGGACUUCACCAACUUACUGUAUAAGGCGGAGCUCAGUCAAUGUCAGGGUGUGCUGAGGCCCAACACUUCCCCCUACUGUUUCAAAAUGUGGAAGGGUCUCUACAACCACGUGGAGCGGUCGACGCCUCCUCGCCAGUCACCCGCUGACUUCCUGACUGCCGUGAGGGAGGAGUCCCAGCAGCUGGAGGAGGAACUGACCAAUCACCAGGAGAGGAUAGCUGCGCUGACAGGGAAGCCAAUCACGUGGACGAAAGUCGAGGUUAAAAGGAGGAUCGUGCAGCCGAGACACCGCGGGCCGGACCCCCCCACGACGCACCAAGUCCCCGCACAGGAAGCAGUCAGUCAGAACGCUAAGACAAAGAACCCCUCUCUCGCUCCGCCCGCCCAGGUCAAGCACUUUAGCAGAGACCAUCGCCCUGUUUCCACGGACCUGGAAUCGGGCGCGGCGGUCCUGAGCGGCCUCUCGUCCAGGGCUGGGGACGAGUGCAAGGACCCAGAGACGGGGUUCACCACCGCUGGCGCCAAUUUCUUCAAACGCCAACAUUCAGAAAGAUUACAACAAUAGCUGAAAGAUGUUUCUCUUUGGGGAGAAAAAAAUACUGUUUUUAUGAUUUUAAGUAUGACUUACCCUCGCUAUUUGUCUGAAGGUGGGCUGGUCCUCGCUAAGACCAUCUGGGUCUCGUCGCUUCCACCUGGAUUGUCUGUGGUGAGCAACUAAAACGUCCCUCUGGUGAUGAAGGCAAGGUGGGAGUUCGCCUAUUUAAGACAAUUGUGUGAUUUACUGGAAGAAAUACAAUUUUGCUGUGAGGCAGGAAAAGUUGUGUAAGCCGACUGAACUGAAAGUGAAAACUUACAUGAUUUACCGCUAAAAUAAAUCACUUGACUUGCUUACUUUACAGCGGGGGUGUCAAACUCAUUUUAGACCGGGGGCCCUCCAUCCAUCCAUUUUCUACCGCUUGUCCCUUUUGGGGUCGCGGGAGCCUAUCUCAGCUGCAUUCGGGCGGAAGGCGGGGUACACCCUGGACAAGUCGCCAUCUCAUCACAGGGCCAACACAGAUUGCAGCCAACUAGUUCCAGGACUGACUGUGGUAAACGCAUACCCGCAAAGUAGGUUUAAUAUUAAUACAUUUUCACAUUUUGAGCAUUUAAAGCAGGGGUGUCAAACUCAAAUACAGAGUGGGCCAAAAUUUAAAACUGAACAAAGCCGCGGGCCAUGGUUGAACAAAUUAACCUUUUAAUAGGGACCCAAACAAGUUUUGCAUUGAAUAUUGAACAAGCAAGGCUUAUAUAACUUUAUAGUGACAUGCAAAAUCCAGUUUCAAAUAAUAAUAAUAAUAAUAAUUCAAAAAUAUCAAUGGCAUAUCAAAUAAAAAUUGAAUGCCUCUUUUCUAUUUGCAGCCUUCUUAGGUAAAUAUCAAAAUAAACUUUUUCCCCCACACACACACACACAUUGUAGCUCCCGGAAGAGUUAGUGCUGCAAAGGGUUCUGGGUAUUUGUUCCGUUGUGUUUAUGUUGUGUUACGGUGCGGAUGUUCUCCCGAAAUGUGUUUGUCAUUCUUGUUUGGUGUGGUUUCACAGUGUGGCGCUUAUUUGUAACAGUGUUAAAGUUGUUUAUGCGGCCACCCUCAGUGUGACCUGUACGGCUGUUGAUCAACUAUGCCUCGCAUUCACUUAUGCGUGUGUAGAAGCCGCAUAUAUCAUGUGACAGGGGCCGGCACGCUGUUUGUAUGGAGGAAAAGCAGACGUGACGACAGGUUGUAGAGGACGCUAAAGGCAGUACCUUUAAGGCCCGCCCCCAAUAUUGUUGUCCGGGUGGAAAUCGGGAGAAUGGUUGCCCCGGGAGACUUUCGAGAGGGGCACUGAAAAUCGGGAGGGUUGGCAAGUAUGAGUAUUAGCGGUGAAUGCGGUGUUACAGCGGCACCGCCGCUAUAUAAUACCGGCGGGCCAGCUCUAAUGUUAAUUUGAUAUUGCCUCAAGGGCCAAAUGAAAUUAAAGCUGCAAGCAGCGUUGGUCGGGCCCGCGUAUUUGGCAGGUGCUAGUCCUAAGUGUCCCAAUACUUAUUUCCAGUUUUAGUCCUGAAUUUCCCAAUACUUUUGUCAAGUUGUAGUCCUAAGUGUCCCAAUACUUUUGUCCAGUGUAGGUGUCCCAAUACUUUUGUCCAGUGGUAGUCCUAAGUGUCCCAAUACUUGUGUCCAGUUUUAGUCCUAAGUGUCCCAAUACUUUUGUCUAGUGGUAGUCCGAAGUGUCCCAAUACUUUUGUCCAGUUUUAGUCCUAAGUGUCCCAAUACUUUUGUCCAGUUUUCGUCCUAAGUGUCCCAAUACUUUUGGCAAGUGUUAGUCCCAAGGGUCCCAAUAAUUUUGUCCAGUUUACGUCCCAAGUGUCCCAAUACUUUUGUCCAGUUUUAGUCCUAAGUGUCCCAAUACUUUUGUCCCGUGGUAGUCCGAAGUUUCCCAAUACUUAUGUCAAGUUUAAGUCCUAAGUGUCCCAAUACUUUUGUCAAGUUGUAAUCCUAAGUGUCCCAAUACUUUUGUCAAGUUGUAGUCCCAAGUGUCCCAAUACCUUUGUGCAGUGGUAGUCCGAAGUGUCCCAAAACUUAUGUCAAGUUUUAGUCCUAAGUGUCCCAAUCCGUUAGUCAAAUUUUAGUCCUAAGUGUCCCAAAACACAUGCGGGCCAGAGUUUGACACCCAUGAUUUAAACUGUUUAUGAGCUUGUAAAUGAUUACACAUUAGAACCCUCUCAACAUGAAACAACACCCAUGUAGUCACCUUUGCACUGCUAUGGCAGCUGCUUGACAACUAAAAAACAAUACAUGGAAAUACUUUUGUCACAUCCUGGGUAAUUCGUCAAAGUUAGUACCGUAUUUUUUGGACUAUAAGUCGCCGUUUUGCUCAUCACUCCCGUUGCAUGCUGGGUAGUGUAGUUGUUAUAUUCCCUAGCUCAUAACAUCACAUAUUUCCCCCUAUAAAGAAAUCAUGUUGACUCAAUAGAGUGUAUUUUUUUUUUAGCUUUAACUUUUAAUUUUUGAGCAUUGUAACCACAUUUGCAAACAACUUUUCUCUUAAUUGAAUUCUCUUUCAAUAAAGAAAUAAAGUGCAAAAAUGUCAAAGCAUCAUAACAAACAGUUAUGUUCCAAUAGCAGCAGUAGUGCACUUUUUGGAGAGCUGUAUUAUUUUCAGUUUUGUGCCCAAGGGACUGAUUUUAUUUAACACUAUAUUAUUAUUUAUACACCUAUAGUGAUCACAGAGACAGGUUGUUUUUGUGUUACUGUAUAUAUUUGUUUUUCCUGAAAAAUCCCACUUAAUAUACUUUGGCUAACAACAGUCAAUAUUUAUUUUUAGGGACCGCAAUGUCCCUUUGGGACAGAGGACCCUAUUGUAUUUGUAAGGUUUUAUUAUUAUUAUUCCGCCGCCUCUUUGAGCUGUAAUUUGACCCCCUUAACAUGCUUCAAAACUCACCAAAUUUGACUUUAAAACUCAAAAUUGCGCUCUAGCGCCCCCUAGGAAGAAAACACAGACACAACUGCCUGUAACUUCCAGUACAAAUGUCGUGAAACAAAAACGUAUAUGUAGGUCUCACUUAGACCUAGAUUUCAUACAUCAACUUCCUUCAGCAAAAAUCAACAGGAAGUUUGCAAAUCCCCCUUCAAAACAAAAGUUUUGUAAAAACAGUCACCUUUGCCUCUUUGAGCUGUAAUUUGACCCCCUUAACAUGCUUCACCAAACUGGACACACACAUCAGGACUGGCGAAAAUUACGAUCUAAUAAAAAAAGCAAACCCCAAAACUCAAAAUUGCGCUCUAGCGCCACCUAGGAAUAAAACACAGACAAAACUGCUCCUAGGAAGAAAACACAGACAAAACUGCCUGUAACUUCCAGUAGGAAUGUCGUAGAGACAUGAAACAGAAACCUCUAUGUAGGUCUCACUAAGAUCUACAGUUCAUAAAUUGACAACACCCAGCAAAAAUCAACAGGUAGUUUGCAAAUCCCCCUUCAAAACAAAAGUUUUGUAAAAACCGGUCAUCUUUUUUCAAACAUUAUCUCCUCUGAGCGUGUUUGUCGUGUCGGCUUCAAACUAGCACAGGAGAGAGAUUGAACCCUUCUGAUCAAAAGUUGAUCAAAAAGUUUUAAUUACUGUUUUGGUUCGGAUUUUAUGUGCCGUCAAAGUCGGUCCCGUCCAUCGCUGCUUGCAGCUUUAAUUUUUUUUUUUUUUUUUUAGGGGGGUAUAACAGUCAAUAUUUAUUUAUUUAUUAGAUUUUAUUUUUUUCUUAUAUAAUAAAAGUGAGCUUUUGUUAAACCAAAUAUUGUGUGUUUUUUUUCCAUAUACAACAACCUAUCUGGACUCGAUAAGGAAUCGGUUCGAUGAGAGGAUUCGAUAAUAGGCUCGAACUCGAUAAUUUCUUAUCAAACAUCAUCCCUAGUUUUAUCAAAUAAAUUUCCCCAAAAAAAUGCGACUUAUACUCCAGUGCGACUUAUAUAUGUUAUUUUCCUUCUUUAUUAUGCAUUUUCGGCCGGUGCGACUUAUACUCCGAAAAAUACGGUACUGGGCUUUGAUGUGAUGUACAAACGGUUUCUGUUCUGCAAAAACGGCGCCCCCCUAGGAAGAAAACACAAGACAAAACUGCCUGUAACUUCCAGUACAAAUGUCGUGAAACAAAAACCUAUAUGUAGGUCUCACUUAGACCUAGAUUUCAUACAUCAACUUCCUUCAGCAAAAAUCAACAGGAAGUUUGCAAAUCCCCCUUCAAAACAAAGGUUUUGUAAAAACAGUCACCUUUGCCUCUUUGAGCUGUAAUUUGACCCCCUUAACAUGCUUCAAAACUCACCAAACUGGACACACACAUCAGGACUGGCAAAAAUUACGAUCUAAUAAAAAAAGCAAACCCCAAAACUCAAAAUUGCGCUCUAGCGCCCCCUAGGAAUAAAACACAGACAAAACUGCUCCUAGGAAGAAAACACAGACAAAACUGCCUGUAACUUCCAGUAGGAAUGUCGUAGAGACAUGAAACAGAAACCUCUAUGUAGGUCUCACUAAGAUCUACAGUUCAUAAAUUGACAACCCCCAGCAAAAAUCAACAGGAAGUUUGCAAAUCCCCCUUCAAAACAAAAGUUUUGUAAAAACCGGUCACCUUUUUUCAAACAUUAUCUCCUCUGAGCGCGUUUGUCGUGUCGGCUUCAAACUUACACAGGAGAGAGAUUGAACCCUUCUGAUCAAAAGUUGAUCAAAGAGUUUUAAUUACUGUUUUGGUUUGGAUUUUAUGUGCCGUCAAAGUCGGUCCCGUCCAUCGCUGCUUGCAGCUUUAAUUUUUAUUUUAUUUUUUUAGGGGGGUAUAACAGUCAAUAUUUAUUUAUUUAUUAGAUUUUAUAUUUCUCUUAUAUAAUAAAAGUGAGCUUUUGUUAAACCAAAUAUUGUGUGUUUUUUUUCCAUAUACAACAACCUAUCUGGACUCGAUAAGGAAUCGGUUCGAUGAGAGGAUUCGAUAAUAGGCUCGAACUCGAUAAUUUCUUAUCAAACAUCAUCCCUAGUUUUAUCAAAUAAAUUUCCCCCAAAAAAUGCGACUUAUACUCCAGUGCGACUUAUAUAUGUUAUUUUCCUUCUUUAUUAUGCAUUUUCGGCCGGUGCGACUUAUACUCCGAAAAAUACGGUACUGGGCUUUGAUGUGAUGUACCAACGGGUUUCUGUUCUGCAGAAACUGCGCUCCCCUAGGAAGAAAACACAGACAAAACUGCCUGUAACUUCCAGUACAAAUGUCGUGAAACAAAAACCUAUAUGUAGGUCUCACUUAGACCUAGAUUUCAUACAUCAACUUCCUUCAGCAAAAAUCAACAGGAAGUUUGCAAAUCCCCCUUCAAAACAAACGUUUUGUAAAAACAGUCACCUUUGCCUCUUUGAGCUGUAAUUUGACACCCUUAACAUGCUUCAAAACUCACCAAACUGGACACACACAUCAGGACUGGCGAAAAUUACGAUCUAAUAAAAAAAGCAAACCCCAAAACUCAAAAUUGUGCUCUAGCGCCCCCUAGGAAUAAAACACAGACAAAACUGCUUCUAGGAAGAAAACACAGACAAAACUGCCUGUAACUUCCAGUAGGAAUGUCGUAGAGACAUGAAACAGAAACCUCUAUGUAGGUCUCACUAAGAUCUACAGUUCAUAAAUUGACAACCCCCAGAAAAAAUCAACAGGAAGUUUGCAAAUCCCCCUUCAAAACAAAAGUUUUGUAAAAACCGGUCACUUUUUUUCAAACAUUAUCUCCUCUGAGCGCGUUUGUCGUGUCGGCUUCAAACUAGCACAGGAGAGAGAUUGAACCCUUCUGAUCAAAAGUUGAUCAAAAAGUUUUAAUUACUGUUUUGGUUUGGAUUUUAUGUGCCGUCAAAGUCGGUCCCGUCCAUCGCUGUUUGCAGCUUUAAUUUUUAUUUUAUUUUUUUAGGGGGGUAACAGCCAAUAUUUAUUUACUUAUUAGAUUUUAUUUUUCUCUUAUAAAAUAAAAGUGAGCUUUUGUUAAACCAAAUAUUGUGUGUUUUUUUCAUUAUAAAACAACCUAUCUGGACUCGAUAAGAAAUCGGUUCGAUAAGAGGAUUCGAUAACAGGCUCGAACUCGAUAAUUUCUUAUCAAACAUCAUCCCUAGUUUUAUCAAAUACAUUUCCCCCAAAAAAUGCGACUUAUACUCCAGUGCGACUUAUAUAUAUUUUUUUUUCCUUCUUUAUUAUGCAUUUUCGGCCGGUGCGACUUAUACUCCGAAAAAUACGGUACUGGGCUUUAAUGUGAUGAACAAAUAGGUUUCUGUUCUGCAAAAACUGGGGAAAAAUCUACCCUCAAGUGGGCCCCGGACUGGUAAAAUCCCGGCACGAUAGUUUAAAAAUAAAGAUUGUUUUCUUUGUUUAGAAAUAGAACAAGCACAUUCUGAAUUUUUUUUUUUUUUUUUUUACACUUACAUGUUGCGGUUAAUAGUAUUCUAUCUUUAUUUGUAGUUAUUUUCUAAAUAAAUGAUGUGAUAAUGUUCAUCAGUCAACUCAUUGGUGUUAAUUUUCAAUUUAUCAGGAUAAAAAAAAUGAUAUCAAAAUCAAAUUACAGGAUGUUAUUUAUGUAGUUUGAUCAUUUUCCUCGACGGAUGCACUAAUUUUGUACAUAUGUAGCGCAUACUUGCCAACCUUGAGACCUCCGAUUUCGGGAGGUGGGGGGGUAAGGGCGUGGUUGGGGGUGGGGCGGGGCGUGGUUAAGAGGGGAGGAGUAUAUUGACAGCUAGAAUUCACCAAGUCAAGUAUUUCAUACAUAUAUAUAUAUAUCUACAUCCUGAAAAUAUACAAACAAAACUGUUUGGAUAAUUGAUACUUCAAACUUGCAUAAAUAAAUAUUAAGGAAUAUAACAUAACUUGGCUUCUGAGAGCUUCAAAAUGUAGUGAAUAAAAUGCUAAAGUUGUUGAUAAACAAGCAAUUAUUUUAAUAAUUAAAUAUGGUCAUUUUAAAUGAAUUAUUAUGAUAAUUUAAAAUUAAUUAUUUCAAAUAUGUUUAUUUUAAUGUAAAAUUCUAUGGCUGGAUGUAAUAAGGAGUCAGAAAAAAUAAAAAUACAAUUAAUUUUUAUGUUUUUAGCAAAAUAUAGUAAAAAUGUAUUUAGUUUUUUUUUUUAAAUGUAUUAAUAAAUAUCUAUUUAUUUUUAGGUAAGAUAAACAUAAUAAUACAAUGUAUCUCUAGUCUGGAUGAUUUAGUUCUUGUCACCCUGUUGUCCUCCCGUAGUGAAAAAAGGCUGUCCUCACUCAGGUCCGCAUGGAGCUGGAGGGGGCGUGGCCUCCAGCUCCGGCUAAAAAUCGGGAGAUUUUCGGUAGAAUAUUUGUCACGGGAGGUUUUCGGGAGAGGCGCUGAAUUUCGGGAGUCUCCCGGAAAAUUCGGGAGGGUUGGCAAGUAUGGUAGCGUGAUCUACAAAGAUACCAAGAAUUGCUAUUGCGACAUCUAGUGGACACAUUUAGAACAGCAGUUUUUGUUCAUUAAAAAUGUCUGGUUAAUUGUUAUACUUGGCGAACUCAUCCCGUAGGUUGGAUAAAACCUGUUCGUGGGCCGUACGUUUGACACCCCUGCUUUACAGACUGGAAUCGAUUGUAUUCCACACAGCCUGGUGCAGUGGAAAAAGGAGAAAUUAUUUUUCAAGGUAAGCAGAUUCAUGCGUCUUACCUUGUGUUGCUGGUCAUAGUCAUGUCUAACUAAUGUAUUCCUGCAAACAUUAUGUUAUGUAGACAAGGAUUAUUGUGACUGUACUGCGUGAAUUCGUGUAAGACAACGGGAAGUUUUGCAGUAUUUCAAAUUGAACUUAAAUCUAACAAAAUAUGAACAUUGUUUACAUCCAAGAUUGAAAGCCUUUAUUGUGCAAUAUAAUUUAUUUUGUUUGACAUUUGUAUGUUUUGGAGGCUGACGGGGAGGGCGUUUAGAUCAAGCAGGUGUACAAAGUACUGCAGUACUUCAUCCAGCAUUGUUGUGUAGUGUCUUUGGAAUACAUAACUUAGGUGCUCUCUUCCUGUCAAAAGAUGAACAGUCACACAGUUGACAUCUUAAGACGGAUUGAGAGGAACAUUUCGAUUUUUUUUUUUUCUGUACAAAACACUCGUCUGCGAUGUGGUCUGUAUCUGUUGAUGCCGAGUCAAUAAAUGCUAUCUUUAAGGUUGCGACACAAUUUAAAAGACAGUUUGUGACACAUUUUAA
This is a messenger RNA of Nerophis lumbriciformis (worm pipefish), 10383 nucleotides long. RefSeq names its product phosphatidylinositol-3-phosphate phosphatase MTMR7-like. Gene Ontology annotation, cellular component: cytoplasm. Gene Ontology annotation, biological process: phosphatidylinositol dephosphorylation. The record is from RefSeq and is a predicted model, not a curated record. NCBI's taxonomy places the organism in Eukaryota, Metazoa, Chordata, Actinopteri, Syngnathiformes, Syngnathidae. Gene Ontology annotation, molecular function: phosphatidylinositol-3-phosphate phosphatase activity; phosphatidylinositol-3,5-bisphosphate phosphatase activity.